Drosophila montana is the source of this 486-nucleotide messenger RNA. Its product is annotated as ctenidin-3. The record is from RefSeq and is a predicted model, not a curated record. The transcript has a single exon. Bases 1 to 486 code for a protein of 161 amino acids. Lineage: Eukaryota; Metazoa; Arthropoda; Insecta; Diptera; Drosophilidae.
AUGAAACCGUUUGCCUGUAUUCUUGUUAUCCUCGCUGCGCUUCUGGCCGGCAGUCAGGCUUCGUUGGAGGGUCUCCUUGGCGGUGGCGGCGGUGGAGGUGGUGGCGGUGGCGGCGGCAUUGUCCAGCUGCUGCAAAGCAAAUUGGGCGGACUCGGUGGAGGACUUGGCGGUGGAAACGGCGGUGGCUACUCUGGUGGUAGCGCUGGCGGCUACUCGGGUGGCUACUCUGGCGGCCGUUCCGGCGGCUAUUCCGGCGGCUACUCUGGCGGCCAUUCCGGCGGCUACUCCGGCGGCUACUCCGGCGGCCACUCUGCGCCCGCUAAGGUUAUCAUCGUCGAAGUUGUCAACCAGGGCCAGUCCGGCGGACAUGGCGGUUACUCCUCGGGCGGCUAUGGUGGUGGUCAUGGCGGCUACUCCUCGGGCGGCUAUGGUGGCUCUCAGGGCGGUUACUCCUCCGGCGGCUCCGGUUGGAACAAGGGCUGGUAA